Messenger RNA from Leptosia nina, 1272 nucleotides. The record is from the annotation of a GenBank genome assembly. NCBI's taxonomy places the organism in Eukaryota, Metazoa, Arthropoda, Insecta, Lepidoptera, Pieridae.
AUGGAUCCCUAUAAUACCGAUGAAGAUUGUGUCAACAAAUGCAAUUUGAAUGGUUCUCCUGUAUUGGAUAGGAUGUCAAAUGAUUUAAAUCACACCAAAAAUAUUGAUGACAUAGCUACGCCUUCUGAACUAAACUUCGAUCAAGAGUUUGACUAUGAAGAACCUGAAAUAACAGAGAAAAAGAAAGAAAUAGAGCAAUGUCUUAAAAAUCCAGACAUUGUUAAUGUGGACAAAUGGCAAAGUUUUGCAAGAAGCAAGGCAGGCUUAAUUUCAGAUGAAUAUAGAAAAGUAAUAUGGCCAUUAUUGGUUGGUGUUACCCUAGAAGAGUUGACUGAUCCACCUUCAUUAGAUGAGCUUUCAACGCAUCCUGAAUACAAUCAGGUAGUGCUAGAUGUGAAUCGUUCAUUAAAAAGAUUUCCUCCUGGUAUUCCAUAUGAGCAGAGAGUGGCUUUACAGGACCAGCUCACUGUACUCAUACUCCGAGUAAUCAUCAAGUACCCACACUUGAAAUAUUAUCAGGGUUAUCACGAUGUAGCGAUCACUCUUUUGCUAGUUUGCGGUGACAGGGCGUCAUUUCCACUGCUAUGUCGUCUGUCAUAUGGUCCAACGGCUCCUCUAGCUCCUUUCAUGCAGCUUACAAUGCAACCGACGCAACAUUUACUAAACUACAUGCUCCCAGUUGUACGGCGAGCUGAUGAUCGCCUUGCAGAAUGUUUGGACAAAUCUGGUGUUGGAACAAUGUUUGCACUGCCCUGGUACCUUACUUGGUUUGGGCACAGUCUUAACCGCUACAGCGAUGUAGUUCGUUUGUACGACUAUUUUUUGUGCGCCCCACCGUUGUUUCCUGUAUAUGUGACUGCGGCUAUUGUAUUACAUCGCGCACCACAAGUGUUUUCCUGUGAUGCUGAUAUGGCUAUGAUGCACUGUCUGCUAUCGAGGUUACCAGAUGACUUACCAUUUGAAGACAUACUGGUUGUCGCUCAGAAGCUAUAUGAAGAAAACGACCCUACAGAUCUGGAACCAGAAGUAGCUGCUCUCGAGAGGAGAGAGGAGGAACAACGAAAGUUAGAAGAGGAGCGAAUGCGUCGGCGUCGUGCUGGUCGUGUGGUUCCACGCGCUCCUCUGUCUUCUCGCCUCGCUCGAUACCUCCCUGCCCCCCUACGACGGGCUGCACCGCGCCGCACUAUUCUGGCAAUCACUGCUGCUCUAUUAGCAGUCUAUGUUUACUACAGACCGGAUAUAUUCAGGAUGCAUCCUAAUGAAGAUAAGUGA